Molecule: messenger RNA, 6285 nt
Organism: Drosophila persimilis
Lineage: Eukaryota; Metazoa; Arthropoda; Insecta; Diptera; Drosophilidae
Gene: Chd1
Product: chromodomain-helicase-DNA-binding protein 1
Exons: 7
Coding region: 132-5963 (1943 amino acids)
Biological process (GO): regulation of transcription by RNA polymerase II; nucleosome organization
Cellular component (GO): nucleus; chromatin
Molecular function (GO): ATP hydrolysis activity; DNA binding; ATP-dependent chromatin remodeler activity
Source: RefSeq, a predicted model, not a curated record
AAAACUGCAUUUAAGAACAAGUGGCUUGUUUCAAGGACCACAUAAACAUUUGCCCAGCUAACGUAUGAAAGUGUAUUGCAUGUAUUUAAUGAGCUCUACACGGCAACUCUGUGUGCUACCACAAAAAUAUAAUGAGCCAGGCACUCAAUGAAUCGGCGAAUAGUAUUGGCUCAGACGAACAAGAUGACCCCCGUGAUGAGGCAAACGGCACGGAUAACAGUGGCAGUGGCAGCGGCAGUGGCUCCUCCGGAUCCGACUCUGAUUCGGAUAGUUCGUCGGGAAAUUCCAGCGAUGGACGAAGCUCUCCGGAGCCGAAUGUCAAACCAUCAAGCACAUCGGUGGCGGGUUUUCCACCAACAGCAGCAGCUGCACAGGCGGACAGUAAAACGAAUGGCUUCACAGAUGAUCAGGAGGAGAGUUCCAGUGGCGGAUCAAGUGGCAGCGACUCCGAUUCGGAGCCGGAGGAAACCAGAACAGGAGCAGACCAUACAGCAACAGGCGGCAAGCUCAGCGCGAACACGAGCACGAGCACCACCAACAGCAGCAGCAGUUCAUCAAAGCAGCAGCAGGACGAGGAGGAAGACGAAGAUGACGACGACGAUGACGACAAAGAGACUGAAACUGUACAGCAACAGAAGGAGCAAGAGCAGGCGGCUGACAGUGAAGCCUCCGCCGAUGAUGAUGCCAGUGAUAGUUCUCCAAAUGCAUCGCCCACAUCCUCAAGCAGCAGCAGCGAGGAUGAGGAGGAGGACUAUAGACCCAAACGAACGCGCCAGGCGCGCAAGCCCCCAACCGCCGCACCCGAUAAAUCGAAGCGAGCGCCGCCACACAAGAAGAAAAAGAAAACCUGGGACUCGGACGAAAGCGAUGAGAGUGACGAGAGCGAUGAAGAGUCAUCCGCCCCUAAGCGCAAGCAGGCGCCAGCCACUACCUCUAGGAAUAAACCAGUGCCACAGCAGCAACAGCGACGUCGGGUGAAGUCCUUUAGCUCCGAUGACAGCGACGAUGAUGAUGCCAGCAAGCGCUGCGCCACGCGUAGGACUGGAGCCGCGGUAAGCUACAAGGAGGCAUCUGAAGAUGAGGCCACGGACUCGGAGGAUCUGCUGGAGUGCGAAUACGACGAGAUCCAGGCGGCGGCAUCGGCGGCCGCUGCCGUGGAGGACGAGAAAUGUGAGACCAUCGAGCGAAUCCUGGCACAGCGGAUGGGCAGGAGGGGCUGUACGGGCAAUAAGACCACGAUAUAUGCCAUCGAAGAUCCCCAUGCGAAAGUGGAAGAGGUGGAAAAGGUGGCAGAGGCGGAGGAAGAUUUACCAAAGGAGGAGGAGGAGCAAUAUCUGAUCAAGUGGAAGGGCUGGUCGUAUAUCCACAACACAUGGGAGUCGGAGCGUACGCUGCGCGACAUGAAGGCCAAGGGCAUGAAGAAGUUGGACAACUUCAUCAAGAAGGAACAGGAGACUGCCUACUGGCGCCGCUAUGCGGGCCCCGAAGACAUCGACUACUUUGAGUGCCAGCAGGAGCUGCAGCACGAGCUGCUGAAGUCUUACAACAACGUGGACAGGAUCAUUGCGAAGGGAUCCAAGCCAGAUGUCGGUACCGAUGAGUUCCUAUGCAAAUGGCAAUCGUUGCCCUAUGCCGAGGCUACCUGGGAGGAUGCCACGCUGGUGCUGCGCAAGUGGCAGCGCUGUGCCGAGCAGUUCCAUGACAGGGAGUCUUCCAAGUGCACACCCUCGCGUCACUGCCGUGUCCUCAAGUAUCGCCCCAAAUUCUCGCGCAUCAAGAAUCAGCCCGACUACCUGGUGGCGGGUUUGGUGCUCAGGGACUAUCAGAUGGACGGCCUCAACUGGCUGCUGCACUCGUGGUGCAAAGAGAACUCUGUCAUUCUGGCCGAUGAGAUGGGCUUGGGCAAGACAAUACAGACGAUAUGCUUCCUCUACUCCCUGUUCAAGGUGCACCACCUGUACGGGCCCUUCCUCUGUGUGGUACCGCUUAGCACGAUGACUGCCUGGCAGCGGGAGUUCGACCUGUGGGCGCCGGACAUGAACGUGGUCACCUAUCUGGGGGACAUCAAGUCGCGCGAGAUGAUCCAGCAGUACGAAUGGCAAUUCGAGGGCUCCAAAAGACUGAAAUUCAACUGCAUCCUGACCACAUAUGAGAUUGUCCUUAAGGACAAGCAGUUUCUGGGCACCCUGCAGUGGGCAGCGUUGCUGGUGGAUGAGGCGCAUCGCCUCAAGAACGACGACUCGCUGCUGUAUAAGUCGCUCAAGGAAUUCGACACAAAUCAUCGACUGCUGAUCACGGGCACGCCCCUGCAGAACUCCCUGAAGGAGCUGUGGGCCCUGCUGCACUUCAUAAUGCCCGAGAAGUUCGACACGUGGGACAACUUUGAGCUGCAGCACGGCAAUGCCGAGGACAAGGGCUACACCCGACUGCACCAGCAGCUGGAGCCGUAUAUCCUGAGGCGGGUGAAGAAGGAUGUGGAAAAGUCGCUGCCAGCCAAAGUGGAACAGAUUCUGAGGGUCGAGAUGACCUCGUUGCAGAAGCAAUACUACAAAUGGAUUCUGACCAAGAACUUUGAUGCGUUGCGGAAGGGCAAGAAGGGCUCCACGUCCACCUUCCUGAACAUAGUCAUUGAGCUAAAGAAGUGCUGCAAUCACGCGGCCUUGAUCAGGCCCUCGGAAUUUGAGCUGAUGGGCCUGCAGCAGGACGAGGCUCUGCAGACGCUGCUCAAAGGCUCGGGCAAGCUGGUUUUGUUGGACAAGCUGCUCUGCCGACUGAAGGAGACGGGCCAUCGGGUACUCAUAUUCUCGCAGAUGGUUCGAAUGCUGGACGUCCUGGCCGACUACCUCCAGAAGCGACACUUUCCCUUUCAGCGCCUUGAUGGCAGCAUCAAGGGGGAGAUGCGUCGCCAGGCGCUCGACCAUUUCAAUGCCGAGGGCAGCCAAGACUUUUGCUUUCUGCUAUCCACCAGGGCCGGUGGCCUGGGCAUUAAUCUGGCCACAGCCGACACAGUCAUAAUUUUCGACUCGGACUGGAAUCCCCAAAACGAUCUGCAAGCCCAGGCACGAGCCCAUCGCAUUGGCCAAAAAAAUCAAGUGAAUAUAUAUCGCCUGGUCACGGCCAGAUCCGUUGAGGAGCAGAUUGUGGAGAGGGCCAAGCAGAAGAUGGUCUUGGACCACCUAGUCAUCCAGCGGAUGGACACCACGGGUCGCACGGUGCUGGAUAAAAGUGGCAACGGCCACUCCUCGAACUCCAAUCCGUUCAACAAGGAUGAUCUCUCCGCCAUACUGAAGUUUGGCGCCGAGGAGCUGUUCAAGGACGAGCCGGAGCACGACGAACAUGAACUGGUCUGCGACAUUGAUGAGAUCCUGCGGCGGGCUGAGACCCGGAACGAUGAUCCGGAGAUGCCGGGCGAUGAUCUUCUGUCCGCCUUCAAGGUGGCUAGCAUAGCGGCCUUCGAGGAGGAGCCGAGUGAAUCGAACAAACAAGAUGUGGACGCCGGCGACGAUGCGGAGGACGACAGCAAGGACUGGGAUGACAUUAUUCCCGAGGGCUUUCGCAAGGUCAUCGAGGAUCAGGAGAAGGCCAAAGAAAUUGAGGAUCUCUAUCUACCGCCUAGAAGAAAGACGGCGGCGGCCAAUCAAAGCGAGUCCAAGCGUGGAGCCGGCGGCAAGGCCGGGCGGUCCAAGCAGGCGGACGACUCUGGCGACUCCGAGUACGAGCUGGGCUCCGAUGCCAGUGGGGAUGAGGGUCGUCCCCGCAAGCGUGGACGUCCCACAAUGAAGGAGAAAAUCACUGGCUUCACCGAUGCUGAGCUGCGUCGCUUCAUUCGCAGCUACAAGAAGUUUCCCGCCCCCCUACACCGCCUGGAGGCCAUUGCGUGCGAUGCAGAGCUGCAGGAGAAGCCCCUGACAGAGCUGAAGAGACUCGGCGAAAUGCUGCACGACCGGUGCGUCCAGUUCCUAGACGAGCAUAAGGAGGAAGAAAUUAAGACUGUGCAGGACGACACGCCGGGGGCAAAGCAGCGGCGCGCACGGGCCACCUACUCUGUGAAGCUCGGGGGCGUCUCCUUCAAUGCCAAGAAACUGCUGACAUCUGAGCAAGAGCUGCAGCCCCUUAGCGAGAUCAUACCCAGUGGGGCGGCGGAGAGGCAGCAGUGGACAUUCAACAUCAAGACGCGGGCGCCAGUUUUCGAUGUGGAAUGGGGCAACGAGGAGGACACCAAACUGCUGUGCGGCAUUUAUCAGUAUGGGAUCGGGUCGUGGGAGCAAAUGAAGCUGGAUCCCACCCUGAAACUUACCGACAAGAUCCUGCUGAACGACACCCGCAAGCCGCAGGCCAAGCAACUUCAGACCCGAGCCGAGUACUUGCUCAAGAUCAUCAAGAAGAAUGUGGAGCUGACGAAGAAGGGCGGUCAGAAGCGCCAACGACGGCCCAGAGCUGCACGAAUCAACGCAGAGUCAAAGGCCGGCAACAACUCCAACAACCAUUGCGCCACAUCUGGCGCUAUGGCCGAGAGCAAGGCGUUGGGCGAGGCCGAGGAAACUGUUGACGGGGGUCGGGGGGCACUGGAUAAUAGUUCCAGCCACUUGGAUCCCUCCUCCACAGCUUCGCCGCACCUGACUCCAGCCUCUGAAGUGAGCGGCGGCGGCACUGCCCAAAGGACUAAAAAGUCUAAGGCCAGGUCGAAGAAAACUAGCGCCUCGGACAAUAAUGGCAACAAGCCCAUGCACUUUACGGCCAAUAACGAGCCGCGGGCCUUGGAGGUCCUGGGCGAUUUAGAUCCCAGCAUUUUCAACGAAUGCAAGGAGAAGAUGCGUCCAGUCAAGAAGGCCUUAAAAGCCCUGGAUCAACCCGAUUUGAGUCUGUCCGAUCAGGAUCAGCUGCAACACACGAGGGACUGCCUGCUACAGAUCGGAAGGCAGAUUGAUGUGUGUCUGCAGCCUUAUGGCGAGUCGGAGAAGAAGGAGUGGCGCAGCAAUCUGUGGUACUUUGUGUCCAAGUUCACGGAGCUGGAUGCCAAGCAUCUGUUCAAGAUCUACAAGCAUGCCCUCAAGCAACAGCUCAGUCGGGAGUCGGGUGGCAAGGGAAAGAGCAGGGCUGGCUCCAAGGAGGAUUCGGUCAGUCCCAGCAAGAUCCGACGCAAUGGUCUUCCAGCGGAAAAGGACAAAGACAGGGAGCGGGACAAGAGCGGCAAGAAGAAGCGGAAAGACAAGGACAAGGAACGUGCGGGCCAGUCGCGUUACUCGGAUGGCGGUACCCCGUCUUCGGGUCGCUUUGUCAACGACUCACCACUCAAAAGAAAGCGGGAUGAGAACGAUGUGGACGGCGGUAGCAGUGCGGGCGGCAUCGUGGCCAUUGUUGGCGGCGGCAUCAGCGACCAUCUCAAGUCAAUGUCCUUCAAGCGUCUAAACAUGGAGCGUCACGAGGAGCGUAAGAAGCAUCACCGCAGCAGCGAAUACUAUGGCAGCAGUGGAGCUGCUCCGACGGGCAGCUGCUACGAAGGCAGCAGCAGUGCUCGCAGAGCGGGCCUGAACUCUCCAUCCACGCCGAACAGCCGCAGUGCUCGUAGUGGAGGUGGUUACGAGGCACUGCCUGCUCCGUCGGGCUAUACGCCGGAACUGGAGCGUUGGCACGCCAGAGAACGGUAUAGCUUGGAGUAUAAGCGCGAUCGCUAUGAAGUCGGUUAUCCUCGCAGCGGCGGACCUCCCGGGGGCUACCAUCGGGAUCACCGCGAACGUGAUCGCGACCGUCGGCCCGAUAAGCGAAGAUAUCCUCCUCACCUGCCGCCGCACGCCUACCCGAGUCACUAUCUGCCGACCAAUUAUUAUAUGCCGAAUGGGAUCGUGCCCGCUUUACCUCACCCGCCAGGAUACCGCAGCGAUCCGCGUGGGUAUCCCAUGAUGCCACGCGACUAUCCUGCCGAUUAUCGACGCAGCGACUACGAGCGACGUACGCAGACGUGAAAAGCGCCAAAGCGGCGUCCACUGUACAUAAAACUAAAACUACGAGUAGAUUUAAGCAAUUGUGGACACAACACAAACCAAUCAUAUAAGAAAAAGCCUGAAUACAAGACAGGCACAGGUAGCAUACGGUAGCGUACGGAUAUGUAAGAGUAAUGCCUAUCUAUCAGUUUAUCUAUUUAGUUUAUAUAUAACCAACCGAACCUAUCGUCACAUCUGAUCGCACAGUGCAUCAUCCACAUUGUCAUGUCAUUCAUGGGGCAGUACCAAUAAUUCUGUGUAAUCAUAGGCUUUAAUUGUAUUAUAUUUUAUUUUAUUAAUUGUA